Messenger RNA from Mya arenaria, 3580 nucleotides. RefSeq lists its product as uncharacterized. NCBI's taxonomy places the organism in Eukaryota, Metazoa, Mollusca, Bivalvia, Myida, Myidae. The record is from RefSeq and is a predicted model, not a curated record. Bases 302 to 1951 code for a protein of 549 amino acids. The transcript has 2 exons.
CCGGGUUUAUGUAAAGGCCGUUUAUCAACUAUUUAUUUAAUCUUCUUACAUAUGCGAUUCAGUAGCUACUGCCGUGACUGUAAGGAUUAUAAAGCCUCUUAUUGGGAUUUUUUGAAAGAAAAUAGCGAGAUACAUGAUUAUGUAAAAAGCUGAAAAGGACGAACCACGGUUUUGGAUGAUUUAAAAACAUAUGGAUAGAAAAAACAGUUGUGUUACGAUGAAUUGACGACUUUGCCGAGUACAGAUUCGAGAUUUCUUCUUCAACUCGUGACGUCACUUCCUGAACACUGAAUCAGUAACCAUGGAUACGGAUUACAUAGAAAAGAAGGUCGCGCACCUGGACACGUUUAGUAUACCUAAAUUUGACCAGCAAGCCCUCGUGGCCAUCAAGGAAAAAACACAGCGCACCAAGGGGAGCAAAGUGAAGCUACAGCUGUCACCGGACGGAUUGAGAUACAUGAAAAGCUCUAUGAUUCAGGGAAAAAUGUUAUUGGACUACAUACCUAUGAACAUGCUUAAGUUUUUCUCCAUCGAGAGGAAUAACCCGGAAGUGCUCUUCGUUGUUUCUGUGAGUCUCCAGGACGAUUCAUCGAAUAAGUUUAAAGUCAAUGUGUUCCGCUGUAACGACGCUAUGGAGGCCAGUCUGUUCGCGACCGUCUUUCAGCGAAUAUCCUCCAACCGUCAGGCGGUCACUGUGGUCCGCACUAAGGCACCACCGACAGUCAAGGAGGACGAGAUCAACUGGACGCUUCGUAACAAGGAAGUGGACAAUUCGAAACGAGAACUCCGACAGAUGGUUGACAUAGGUAACGGCGAAAAACAUGAGCAAGUUGUUACGACCACUCUCGUAAACGGCGAUGGCGACGACCAGCAUGUUGUUGCUAAUGGACAUUCGGAAGUGUAUGAACAUGGUGUGAGAAUUCCUCUGUACCGGAAAGGGAAGCCAACACGGUCUGAGCGCGACUCUUUUGACACGGAGUCUGAGGUGUCGGAGAGCGCUUUACGAUUAGAGCUCGAGUCUCUCUCGCAUGAGCUUAGAGAUAUUAAGGUCAUGUUGGAGAAAAACACCGGAUUGACGACGAGCUCAGAGUUAAGUACGCCCCGCGAUAGCGGCGAGCGGCCUGUAAAUGUCCAGAUCCACAAACACACAGUCGCACCGGAAGUGGUCGUGUACCGGAAGGAGCAGCCCCGUGAUAGAGUCGAGAGGGUCGUUUUCUCGGAUGAUAGGCCACGGGAGAACGGAUAUACCGUUUCGAGUUCGGGAUCAACUACUCAUGUACGCGUAUCCGUUCCCGACUACAGAGCCGUCACCGAGCGCAGCACUUCAGGUGCUGGUGAGGAGAGGGAUUAUGAAGUUAUUAGAGCCACGAGGCCGUCAACGACAUCUUACGAGCACUGGAAACGUAAUACCGUAGAGCGAGGUGCUGUUCGUCAGGUGAAUGACGUCGCCGAGCGCAUUCAAUGGAGGUCGAAACCAAACAGGAAGACUCACGUGAUCUCGAGCACCACGCGCCCACGGUCAGCGCUCCCGUCCUGGUCCUCCGAUGCCGUCGACAGCGCUCAGAUGGUCCAGGUUCGCCAUCAUUCGGCCGGCGUCGGGCCCGUCUAUGGACGCGUGUCGUUCAAUCCGCGCGUCGCCAAAAUGCAAGAGCGAAAAUCGCAGUCUCUCCGAGGCGUCCAUGGUAUCUCAUCCAGCACCGUCGUGAGACCGAUCGACAAAGUAUACGUUGGACGUGGGGACGCCAAACACCACAGUCUGUCAAGCCGCGGACGCGUUGCGCUCCGGCCAUCCAUAGUUGUUAAAGAUAUUGACAUUGAAGAUGAGGUUCAGCCACUCCAUGUUGAACAUAACAAUAACGUCGUUAAAGCUGACGACGACCACUUAUUGGACGUCAGCGGACUCGACUUGUACCAGGAGACCCCCUCAAACGGAGCGGUGAUUCGCACUUGAUUCCAAACAUCAGAUGCAAAGUAAUAUUUUGGAUUAUAAAAUAGUAUGACCUCGAUAUAACGACGAUCAUAAUUUGUAAAUACAGAACAAAUCGUGCAUAUAUCCCCUCUACAGGUUACUGAACAUGUUCAACAGUUUGAUUAGAACUCAUGUAACGUACUUAUAUUCAUAUAUUGUGAAUUAGAACUUCAUUCAAUAUGGAAUGAGCUUUGCGUGUACAGUGGGAAUGUUGGAUAUUAUAGAUGUGGUCAGUACUCGCGACGCGGUUUUUGCGGUAUCUGAGAUCGUAAAUAUAUGGAACCUGUUAUGUAAUACAACACGGUGGUUGUAUGUCGAGAAACUGGAUAUAAGUGAUUAUUUGUAUAUGGAAGCGUAUGAGUGAAAAGGUUCUAUCUUCGUCUUUGUUUAAAUCUCACUAGGAACUUUUUACUCUCAACCCGCGAUAUGUAUGUGCUGGAUGUUUAUCAUUUUCGGCAGUUUAAAUUCAAUGUCUAAAAAGAAGUGCAUGUAAGGUUUUGAAAGAAGAUUCGUUAUUACUUUGUGUGCAUUUAAAUCAAUGGACUUGAAUGGGCGUUGUGGGUGUGGGUGUCGUUAAGGAAAUAGACGGCCAUUACGAUGAUUUCUCGUAAUGAUUUAUUUAAUGUUAUUCACUAUAACGCGGCAUCAUAUCAGUUAUCUAAAACAAAAAAUGCAAUAUUACUUUUUUGAAUUUAUAUAUUUUUAUACAGAAAAUGAUAUAAGAAACAUUUUUUUUGCCUUCAAAGAUUGUAAAAUAUGUCGUUUACGUCCGAUUUCAGUUGAUAUAAAGAGCAUUUGUAUUGUUAUUACUUUUUAAGUGAAGUCAUUUCGGUAAACAGUAAGCAUAUACAAUUCAAAUGAUACCAACAUUUUAUGGGGCUUCAACAUUUAGAUUAAGGUUAAUACAGCUUUUGGAGAACUAGGUUAUUUAUGGGUCGGAUACCUUAAUGGAAUAACAACGUUUAUGAUAGUGCAUAGAAAUGGUAAACAUAAGUAACCUGUUAGAGAAUAUGUGAUCGGUGUAUGACAAAAUGUAUCUUGUCUUUUUUAACGUUAUUGUCAUAACCUUGUCACAACCUCGUCACAACCUUGGUCUCUUGUCGUCGGCGUCACCAACAGGACCACCAUUUAAACUCGACUCAAUGUACUUCCCUUUCUCGGUAUAUAUUUCGGUUAUAACUCGUCAAGUCGACGUAAAACAAAUCGAAACGAUGACAUGGUCACACUACCAGAUAUAGGAUAUAUAUAUACUCUUCAAUAAUAUUCGAGUUAUGAGAUGAACGGACGAGCGUUGACAGCCGCUUCUGUCUCUUUGCUUUGAAUGUCCAUUGUUUAAACUCGAGCUUUUGUAUUAUUUAUAUUCAAUGGUGUGUUAAACAUCUGGUCUAGUGAAAAAAUUGACAACAUCUGUAAUUCGUGAUAUAUGUUACUGGUUGAUUUUGCAAAAUACUAAUAUUUAAUUUAUCUAUUUUCAUACAUUCUGAUAAUAUAAAACAUAUACCACGUUAUAAAACUGCACGUUCGUAUACAUGUUGGCUAACCCCAUUUGUUAAACAUGUUCCUUAUACAUAUACGAUUAUACAUACAUAUCAAUAAAAUGCUUAUUUGUUA